GUCUACUUGCACAAUCCUUUAGUCAGUCACUGCUAACAAACACCAUGGCGGCAUGUGCGUGGACCUUCCUUCCUUGUGUCCUAUGUGUUGCCCUAACACUGGGGCUGGCUGACUUACCCUUCAGGAACACCUCACUGCCCUGGAGCGACCGGGUGGAUGAUCUGGUCAGUCGGCUCUCCAUAGAGGAGAUCCAGUACCAGAUGGCGAGGGGUGGAGCAGUUAAUGAUGGUACUCCUCCUAUCCCACGACUGGGUAUCAAACCAUACUCUUGGAACACGGAAUGUCUGAGAGGUGAUGCGUAUGCAGGCAACGCGACAGGAUUUCCCCAGGCUCUUGGUCUUGCUGCUUCAUUUAGCCCUUUGUUGCUGUUCCAAAUAGCGGAGGCAACUGGGAUAGAAGUUAGAGCUAAAUUCAACAACUACAGUGGACAUGGCGUCUAUGGUAAACACAUGGGAGUAAGCUGCUUCAGUCCUGUCAUCAACAUUGUCAGGGAUCCUAGAUGGGGCAGAAUUCAGGAAACAUACGGCGAAGACCCAUUCCUGACCAGUAUUCUAGCAGCCAGCUUCAUCCAAGGACUACAGGGCAACGACACGCGCUAUGUGCGCGCAAACGCCGGAUGUAAACACUUUGCAGCCUAUGACGGACCAGAGAACAUACCUGUUUCUAGGAUGAAGUUCGAUGCCAAGGUAAGCGAGCGUGACCUUCGAACGACCUUCAUCCCAGCAUUCAGAGCCUGUGUAAAGGCUGGAACAUACAGUCUCAUGUGUAGCUAUAACAGCGUAAAUGGCGUGCCAUCGUGUGCUAAUAAACUGCUCCUGAACGACAUUCUGCGAGAGGAGUGGGGUUUCACAGGUUAUGUCGUGAGCGACGGAAGCGCCAUAGAAAACAUUUACAGGGACCACCAUUACGGCGAUAACUACGUGGACGUCGUCGCCGACUGUGUAAACGCUGGAUGCAACUUGGAAUUGUCCGGAAAAGAGGAAAACCUUACAUACUUCUUCAUGGUCGAUGCGAUACAUCAAGGCAAGCUCACAGAGGAAAAGGUCAGACAAAUGGUCAAACCCUUGUUCUAUACCCGAAUGAGGUUGGGUGAGUUUGAUCCCCCGGAAAUGAACCCAUAUUCCAAGCUUGACCUCUCUGUGAUUGAAAGCGAGGCUCACCAAAUGCUUGCAAUCGAUGCAGCUAUGAAGACCUUUGUCUUGCUGAAGAACGAAGGGAAUGUAUUACCACUGAAGAAAGACACUUUCAACAGGAUUGCUAUUGUUGGACCCAUGGCCAAUAAUUCACGUGCUUUGUUUGGGGACUAUGCACCUGAAACAUUUCUCACCUUUAUACAAACUCCUCUGCAAGGACUGGCUAAACUGGCACAGUCUGUCAACUACGCAGAAGGCUGUGACGACACUUUCUGUAAACAUUACGACGCGGUGUCCAUCAAGAAGGCAGUCGCCAUGACAGAAGCUAUAUUUGUGUGUCUUGGAACAGGAUCGGAAGUUGAAUCAGAGAACAACGAUCGCUACGACAUCAACCUCCCUGGAUAUCAACUGCAGCUGCUUCAAGACGUAGCUGCUAACAGAAAUGGGAGCCCCGUAGUUCUCCUAUUGUUUAAUGCUGGUGCUCUAAACGUGACGUGGGCUGAUCAAAGCUCUGACAUCGCCGCGAUCUUGGAAUGUUUCUUCCCCGCACAGGCAACGGGGGAGGCACUAAGGCGUGUGAUGAUUAAUGAAGGUCCAGGUUCUAAUCCCGCUGGUAGAAUGCCUGCUACAUGGCCCGCCUCAGAGGACCAGAUAUUUAAUAUCACCGACUAUUCAAUGGAAGGGAAGACGUAUCGCUACUUCAAGGGAGAUCCUCUGUACCCUUACGGCUACGGGUUGUCCUACACUCAGUUUAGCUACGUCUUUCUGGAGACCCCAAUAACAAUCACAGCAGGACAAGAUCUUCACGGCAUGGUCGGUUUAGGCAACAUGGGGAAUAUUGAUGGAGAUGAGGUUAUACAAGUCUACAUACAGUGGAUUAAUGCCACCCAACCGACUCCCCAGUUACAGCUGGCCUGGUUCGACCGAGUUACGAUCCCUGCCAAUGGGAACGUUAAGGUUAAUUUCACCGUCUCUGCUGAAAGUAUGGCGGUGUGGGUGGACAACAAAGGCUGGGUAGUGGAGGAGGGGGCGAUGAUGCUUCACGUUGGAGGUCAACAGCCGUCCCAGAAGAAGAAAAUAAGUUCCAAUGUUAUCAGCGAUUCCUACAAGAUCGUUGGAUCGAAAUAUUUAGGACGAUAUUAAAAUAAAUUCCGUGCGCAGUACAUUGUAAAGUACUGCGCUAAACAGCUGUUAUAUACUCUCACACACAACAAGAGCUUAAUCUCUCAUGAGAGAUUAAUUUGUGUAAUAUGAAAGGAUCGGGUGGUCCUUUACUUUUUUGAGUAGCAUAGAUAAAAGGGAAACUGUCGUUCAAUAAAGAAAACAAUUUGUUUCAAAA
Messenger RNA from Haliotis rubra (blacklip abalone), 2472 nucleotides. RefSeq names its product probable beta-D-xylosidase 7. Lineage: Eukaryota; Metazoa; Mollusca; Gastropoda; Lepetellida; Haliotidae. Gene Ontology annotation, cellular component: plant-type cell wall. Gene Ontology annotation, biological process: xylan catabolic process; arabinan catabolic process. The record is from RefSeq and is a predicted model, not a curated record. Gene Ontology annotation, molecular function: alpha-L-arabinofuranosidase activity; xylan 1,4-beta-xylosidase activity.